Messenger RNA from Anarrhichthys ocellatus (wolf-eel), 4833 nucleotides. RefSeq names its product kinesin light chain 1a (gene klc1a). Gene Ontology annotation, cellular component: cytoplasm; kinesin complex. Bases 1089 to 3011 code for a protein of 640 amino acids. The record is from RefSeq and is a predicted model, not a curated record. Lineage: Eukaryota; Metazoa; Chordata; Actinopteri; Perciformes; Anarhichadidae. Gene Ontology annotation, biological process: microtubule-based movement. Gene Ontology annotation, molecular function: kinesin binding. The transcript is spliced from 15 exons.
GCCGACCCUCUGAUUGAAAGACGGCCCUGCUAUCCACUUAGCCACAGUCGCCCCCCGUCAAAAUUUUUCAAAAAUUGUGUCAUAUUUGAGUAGGUUUUUGGUUGGUGAUUAAAAAUGACUAGAUACGUGGAAAGCUAAUAGACACUGACUAAAACACUGUAACACUGUGGUGGUUACCAAACAAAAGACUCCUGGUAGCUAUUGCACCCAUCAUUUAUUUAAGUUCUGCACUUGUUCCCUGCAGAGCUUUCCUCACCGCAUAUCUGUUGUUAUCUGUAAACCACACGCAGCCCACAAGCCUCACAUCUGGAUUCAAACCGUCAGCAGGCAGCAGCAGGUUUAUCGUCUGGUUCACGUUCAACCUUUCAUCGCAGCCGCACUAAAGUCACUCUUUUUCACAAAGCAUCUUAAGUGACGACGCCUCGUUUCAAACAGGAUUGUCACUAAUGCGACAUUACAUUUCACCUUUUGUUUGUGCAGCUUUUCUCUGCUGCGGUCAGUGCCUUGCUCAAAGGCAAAGCACGAACGUUUCUUCUUCCUUCUCUCGACCUCCACUACCUGGACUCUUAAAACCAGGAGCUGUCCAGUGGGCCUGGGCGGUUGGUUCAGGUGUAACCUUUUGGUUUAAGACGGUAUUGAUUUAAAGGCAGAUGCAUCGGGCUGUGUGGUUGCCACAAAGAACAGAAAAGGUCAGGCGGAUGCAACUCUGAAUGAAACAUCUGAACGUUCCGUGUUUCAUUACGUGCUCAUUAAUGAUUUAGUCGAUAUGCUGCACGUCGUGUGGUGGUCCUGUCUCUGACGUUUUUUGCAGCAGUAAACAUUAAUCCUGAUUAAACCUUUUGUUGCCUUUAAUGUAAUUCAUUUUUCAAGCAUAGAAGUUAUGUGACUUCUUUAGAGGAGAUUAGCUCUUCUGCAUUAGAGCCUGAUGUUUGUACUUUUAUGAGAUCCUUCCGGUCACAUUGAUACAGACUUUAUUUCAGUGUUAAAUCAGAAUCAGCUUUAUUGGCUGUGUAUGCGUAGGCUCAUUAAAAUGGAUGAAUACAUCACGUUGACUUUAACUCUCCUGUCCCUGUUGUUCCAUCUGCAGGAUGCGUGAGGACAUGUCCACCAUGGUGUGCAUGAAGGAGGAGGAGGACCCUGGGGAGAAGCUGUCCCAGGACGAGAUCAUCUCCCGGACCAAGCAGGUGAUCCAGGGGCUGGACGCCCUGAAGCAGGAGCACCACUCCAUCCUGGAGGGCCUGCUGGGCACGCUGCGCUGCCUGAAGCAGGACGAGGAGGGCGUCCUGGUGGAGGAGAAGUCCCACAUGAUCCGCAAGUCUCUGGAGAUGCUGGAGCUCGGGCUGAGCGAGGCACAGGUGAUGAUGGCGCUGUCGAGCCACCUGAGCUCGGUGGAGUCGGAGAAGCAGAAGCUUCGGGCUCAGGUGCGCCGGCUCUGCCAGGAGAACCAGUGGCUGAGGGACGAGCUGGCUGGGACGCAGCAGAAACUGCAGAAGAGCGAGCAGAGCGUCGCCCAGCUGGAGGAGGAGAAGAAGCACCUGGAGUUCAUGAACCAGCUGAAGAAGUACGACGAGGACUUGUCCCCAUCGGAGGAGAAGGACUCUGAUUCCAGUAAAGAGACUCUGGACGACCUCUUCCCAGAUGACCAGGACGACCAACCUCCAGGCAUCCAGCCGACUCACGGCAGCGCUGCGGCAGCGGCGGCCCAGCAGGGGGGCUACGAGAUCCCGGCCCGCCUGAGGACCCUCCACAACCUGGUGAUCCAGUACGCCUCCCAGGGCAGGUACGAGGUGGCGGUGCCCCUCUGCAAACAGGCCCUGGAAGACCUGGAGAAGACCUCUGGACACGACCACCCGGACGUGGCCACCAUGCUCAAUAUCCUCGCCCUUGUUUACAGGGAUCAGAACAAAUACAAGGAGGCAGCCAACCUGCUGAACGACGCCCUGGCCAUCAGGGAGAAGACUCUCGGCAGGGACCAUCCAGCUGUCGCCGCCACCCUCAACAACCUGGCCGUCCUGUAUGGGAAGAGAGGGAAGUACAAGGAGGCGGAGCCUCUGUGCAAGAGAGCGCUGGAGAUCAGAGAAAAGGUGCUGGGGAAGGACCACCCAGAUGUGGCCAAGCAGCUGAACAACCUGGCCCUGCUGUGUCAGAACCAGGGCAAGUACGAGGAGGUGGAGUACUACUACAUGAGAGCCCUGGAGAUCUACCAGACCAAACUGGGCCCCGACGACCCCAACGUGGCCAAGACCAAGAACAACCUGGCCUCCUGUUACCUGAAACAGGGCAAGUUCAAGCAGGCUGAAACUCUGUAUAAAGAAAUCCUCACCCGCGCUCACGAGAGGGAGUUCGGCUCUGUUGAUGAUGAGAACAAACCAAUAUGGAUGCAUGCUGAGGAGAGAGAGGAGCAAAGCAAGGGGAAGCAGAAGGACGGCUCACCGUUUGGAGAGUAUGGAGGCUGGUACAAAGCCUGCAAAGUGGACAGCCCCACAGUGACCACCACCCUGAAGAACCUCGGUGCCCUCUACAGGCGGCAGGGCAAGUUCGAGGCGGCCGAGACUCUGGAGGAAGCUGCCAUGCGCUCCAGAAAGCAGGGUCUGGACACUGUGCACAAGCAGCGCGUGGCAGAGGUCCUGAGCGAGCCGGAGGCCCGCGAGAAGCAGCGGAGCCGCGAGAGCUUGACCUCCGACACGGUGAAGUACGAGAGCGGGCCGGACGGUGGCGAGGAAGUGAGUAUGAGCGUGGAGUGGAACGGGGACGGCUCCGGCUCUCUGAAGAGGAGCGGCUCCUUCAGUAAACUGAGAGCGUCGAUCCGUCGCAGCAGCGAGAAACUCGUCCGCAAGCUGAAGGGCGGCGGCUCGUCCCGAGACAGCGAGCCCAAAAACCCCGGCAUGAAGCGAGCCAGCUCUCUGGGGGUUCUUAACGUGGUGGACAAGGCUGCGACCGACCAAGAACGAAAUAAUCGUCUGAGUAAAAGUCGCGACCUGAGUGCCAGUCACACCGACCUGGCGCGUUGAAGGUCGAUUCGACCCUGGAGGAGUUUAGGGGCGGAGCCUGAGAGGUCACUUCCUGUCCAGACCCUCCUGAUUCAGCAUCACACCACCAAGUGCUCACUGUACAGGUUCCUAUAUGUCUCUGCACUUUUUGGGAAAGUUUGUGGUGUUUUGUUUCCUCGAGACACAACAAGAGGAGCAUACAGAGAGCUGUGUGUGUGUGUGUGUGUGUGUGUGUGUGUGUGUGUGUGUACUGUAUGUACUGUUACAUGUGUGCUGGUGGGAGUGAUCUCAAAUCCGUCCUUUUUUUAUAUUCAAUGCUGGCGCUUGAAUGCAGAGUGGAGCUCUUUGUACAAACAUUUCUCUCUCAGCUCGUUGGUCCAGUUAGAAAGUCGGUGAAGACGAAGAUGAGCUCGGCUGUUUGAGUUGAGUAAACUCUUCAUCUCGAUAAUCUAGUGCUCCGUUUUAAUCACAUUACGGUAAUUAAUGGAAACAUUUGCAACUUCUUGUACAGAUUUUGUAGAAAUCCGGUUAAAAUUUAUGUGACAUUUGGACGUAAACACGACUGUAUGUUCGUCGAUAAUAGAGUCGAAAAGUCGCGGCUUUACUCCUCUUCUUCGUGUUUAUAAUUGAAGAGCACUCUGUCUUCUUUUUGGUUAACAGACCUUAAAUGAUGUUUUCCACUACGAGAUAAAUAUACAUCACUAUGUAGUUCACGUGUACUUAUUUAAAUUUUGGCCCCGGAGAAAAAGUUAUUAAAUUUGAAAUCAAAGCAAAGUUUUAAAAGAGUUAAAUUGACCGACACUGAAGUCUUUAAUGAAUGAAUGAUUUAUUGAUACUUUUACAAACUCACACUUCGGCUUCACCCUCUGAAGUUUAACUGAAGCAACGAGAGACUAAAGCUGCAGAGACUCUGCAGACAACCCGUCCAGCGAUGACGUCUCUUUGGAGGCCGACCCGGACGUUAGCUUAGCUUAGCGCUCAAUCUGCAGAUUUCCAAUGGAGGUUCUGAACUGGGUUUUUACAUUAAUUAAGAAAAUAAGAUCUGUAACAAAGAAAUAUUUACACGAGAAGACAAACAGAAUAUUUGAAAUAGCUUAUUUUCUGCAUUAAUUAAGACAACGGAGGGAAGUUACAUCUCUUCCCUAAAAUGUUCCGUCCUGUGUUCAUUUAGCUUUUUCUGAAUGAAUUUCUAUGUUUACAUUUGUGUUGUUUUUUUUGUAAACGAUGUUUUAUUAGUUUCUGUCCUCGCACUGCUCUGAAGAGUUUAUCUUAAUAUCUUCCUGAAUAUCAGCGCUGUCUUCUUAAACGUUGAAGUACGGAGGCGGGACGCUCUCAGGAUCGAUCGCUGUACGUUCACUAAAGACACGUUAACGGAGAAAUGUUACAGCAUUCAUUGUUACUUUCUGAUUGUCACUGUUAACUCAAGACAACACUUUACCACGUGAGGAAAGUCGAAACAAAUCCAACCAAAAAGUGCAAAUUAUGAAAUAUUUAAAAAUACUUAUUAUCAUGCAAGAAUUAUUCCAGAGAUUUAAGUUGCAAAUGUAAAAAUAUAUAUUUGCUUUAACCAAAAUAAGAGGGAUGUUCGUCCUACAGCUUGUUAUAUUAGAUAUAAUUUAACAAAUAUUUAUAUCACUGUAUAUCAGCGGUUCACUUUGUAAAGUGUUAUUUCAAACUAGAAUGAAUCUACUCACUAAUAAGAAGGAUGGAAACAUCUGUUUGAGCAGCAGCUGGAUCCAAAACACAAAUAACUGCAAACGUAAACGUAAACAACUGCAAAACUCCAAAAAUAUUCAAUUUACUGAAGAAGAAGAGAAAGAAAAGCUGCAAAUCCUCACAACUG